AUGGCUCCUCAAAGCCAGAUUUCUUUGCUUUGUACCUUGCUUUGUAGUAUAGCAUUCAUCACUUGCGGAGUAGAAGGACAGAAUGGUGCUGAACCAGAAGUGACUCUCGAAUUUGGACGGCUCAAAGGGAGACAAACAAACGUGAAGGGGACAGACAGACUUGUAAAUGUUUUCCUUGGGAUUCCUUUUGCAAAAGCCCCUGUUGGAUCCUUGAGGUUUUCCCCACCUGAACCGCCUGAACCCUGGAAUGAUCUGAGAGAUGCAACUUCUUACCCACCACUAUGUCCUCAAGAUCUGUCCAUGUUGAAAAUAGCUGAAAAAAACUUUAAAGAAAAACACCUUCCAUUCCAAACUUCAGAGGACUGUUUGUAUCUAAAUGUCUACAGCCCUGCGGGUUCAAACAAGAAGGACAAGUUACCUGUAAUGGUGUGGAUCCAUGGAGGCAAUUUUAUAUUUGGUGGUGCUUCUAGGUAUGAUGGUUCUGCACUAGCAGCCUACGAGAAUAUUGUGGUAGUAAUAAUUCAGUACAGACUUGGACUCCUUGGAUUCUUCAAUACUGGUGAUGAACAUGCUCGUGGGAACUGGGGAUUUUUGGAUCAAGUAGCAGCCCUUCGGUGGAUCCAAGGAAAUAUUGAACACUUUGGUGGAGAUCCAGGAUCUGUCACCCUCUUUGGUGUAUCUGCAGGAUCUUGCUCUGUUUUUGCACAUGUUUUAUCUUCAUUGUCCAAGGGUCUCUUUCAUAAAGCAAUAUCAGAGAGUGGAAUUCUAAUCCCCACUGAUAAAGUUUUACUUCCUUCAACAAAUCUUAAGAAAAUUGCAAGUCUAUUUAAGUGUGAGUCGAGCAGUUCACUCUCACUACUGAACUGCCUGAGGAGCCAGGAAGCGAAGGACAUCGUCUUUAACACUACGGAUAUCCCGUUUCUACCCUUAGUUUUGGAUGGAGUAUUUCUUCAUAAGUCACCUGAAGAGAUAUUGGCUGGAAAAGAAUUUAAUGCAGUCCCACUUAUGAUAGGAGUCACCAACAAUGAAUUUGGCUGGAAUAUUAGAUCUACAUCAAAAAUACCAGGUUUGAAGGAAAUUGGAGAUAAAAAAUUAAUCAUUUCAACCUUAGAGCUUUUACGACCAAUCAUUGAUGUACCAUCAGAGUUGCUGCCUGUGGUAGUCGAUGAAUAUCUAGGAGACACAGAUGAUCCUGCUGAGCUACGGGACCAGUUUCUGGAGUUGCUAGGAGAUGUAGGAAUUGUCAUGCCAUCCAUUAAAGCACUGAGUUAUCACAGGGAGGCUGGAGCUCCUGCCUACUUCUUUGAAUUUCAGCAUCGUCCCAGUGCAUACUGGGAUAGUAAACCAGAGUAUGUGAAAGCUGAUCAUGGGGAUGAAGUUGGCUUUGUCUUUGGAGGACCAUAUCUGGCCGGUGACAUUCAGCUACGCAGUGAAGUUACAGAGGAAGAGAAGCAGCUUAGUAGAACUCUAAUGAAGUACUGGGCUAACUUUGCUCGAAAUGGAAAUCCUAAUGGAGAGGGUUUGGUUGAAUGGCCAUCUUACAACCUAAAUGAAGAAUACUUGCAGAUAAAUCUAAAACAAAAGAAAGCCAAAAAGUUGAAAGAAAAGAAGGUAGAUUUCUGGAGAAAGGUGAUGUUUGAAAAGAGAAAUAACAAAAGAACAGAAAACAAGAAGGUUAAUUCAGAGUUAUAA
Merops nubicus (carmine bee-eater) is the source of this 1692-nucleotide messenger RNA. RefSeq names its product fatty acyl-CoA hydrolase precursor, medium chain-like. The record is from RefSeq and is a predicted model, not a curated record. NCBI's taxonomy places the organism in Eukaryota, Metazoa, Chordata, Aves, Coraciiformes, Meropidae. Bases 1 to 1692 code for a protein of 563 amino acids. The transcript has 13 exons.